GAGAUGGCGCGUACUGCAUUGGGCCAACGCACCAGACCUACCCGUGCUCGACCAACAAGGGCCUUCUGGAGUUCAAUAGCCCAGCCUUGUACCUGCAUUUGGACAACCUGGAAUCCAAAAACCUUCAGCAGGGGCAGGCAGAGCUGACCUUUGCGGACGUCACAAAAUUACCAGGUGACAAGUCUCCUGUAACGCUCCUGGCCACGGCCUUGAGCCGCUCCCAGGGCCUCAGUGAAGCUGAAACGGGCCUCCAUGGCCACGUGGGCAGCAUUGGCUUCGAAUCCGGCUCGGAAGUCGAGGUGCAGUUCAUCCUCAUGAGGCAGGAUGACCAGCGAGAGAUAAAGGCGAAAAUGCUGAUGAUCAAGUUCCUCGACAUAGCGGACGGCGCUACCCUGCAGGCGUUGGCAGCUGAUCAAGCAUUCACAAGCUACGAGACACAGCUAUCGGUAGACAGCUCCCAAGAUGGCAAGUUGGCGGUCACGUCCCAAAUGCCUGGAGCUGCACCACCAAAGGAUCCGCUCAGUCUCAGCCCACGGCAAGAGAUGCACGCCGUUGCAGUUCUUUGGAAG
Messenger RNA from Symbiodinium pilosum, 569 nucleotides. The record is from the annotation of a GenBank genome assembly. NCBI's taxonomy places the organism in Eukaryota, Dinophyceae, Suessiales, Symbiodiniaceae.